CACUGCACACUCCAAUUCAUCUCAAGAGAAGAGGAAUCAAACACACAGAUAUGAAUUUCUUAAUAUCCAUUGUGGUGCUGGUCUUUUGCUACACACUCAACUACCCAAAUGUGUCUGGAUCAGUACAGGAGGGAAUGGGUAGACCUUUCAUUCUGGAAUCCAUUGAGGAGGCCAAAAGACUUGUAGAUGAUGCUUACCUGUACUCUCGUCAAGAGAGUCUGGCGAGGGUGCGUAAGGACACCUUCAUCAAGCCAUCUGAUAAGCUGCGUCUGAUGAAGCAGCCGUCUCGAAAGACACGAGAGGCUGUGAGAGCUGCAGACUACCUGCAGCAGACCCUGAGAAUCAUCUCUGAGAAGGCACACCACGCACACAAGAGAUCCAUUAAUGCCACAGCACUGAUUACUCCUGAAGAGCUCCAGACUAUUGUGCGCCUGACUGGCUGUGCUGCUCAAGUCCAGCCCCCUUCCUGCAGGACCACGCCCCUUAUCAACAAGUACCGCACCGCCAACAGCGUCUGCAACAACCGGAGGAAUCCACUCCUUGGUGCAGCAAACACACCCUUAUCUAACUGGCUCCCUCCUAUUUAUGAAGAUGGUAUCUCCCAGCCUGUAGGAUGGGACCCAAGCAGACUCUAUAAUGGAGUCAUGCUACCUCUGGUGAGAGAGGUGUCUAACCGCAUCCUGAGCACCGCAGAUGCUGACGUUCAGGGCGACAGUGAGUACACGCACCUGGUCACCUUCUUUGGCCAGUGGAAUGACCACGACCUGUCCUUCACUCCACAUUCACCCAGCAUCCGAUCCUUCAGCAGCGGCAUCAAUUGUGAUGAGAGCUGUGAGCGCUCUGAGCCCUGCUUCCCCAUCCAGUUUCCUCGUGAUGACACACGCCGGCCCAAACCUGCUCCAAACAGCUGCCUUCCCAUGUUCCGUUCUGCACCUGCCUGUGGUUCUGGUAACAAUGCUUUCAUUUUCGGUGGCAUACCCAAAGUAAGGCAGCAGAUCAACUCCCUGACGGCAUUCCUAGAUGUGGGCCAGGUGUAUGGCUCUGAUGAGGGGCUUGCGCGAGAACUCCGUGACCUCUCCAACGACAACGGCCUUUUGCUGGUUAAUGACCGUUUCCAAGACAAUGGCCGAGAUCUGCUGCCCUUUACUAAAGUGGCCAGCAACAUGUGCAGCACACGCAAUCAGAUCCUCAACACCACAAAAAAUCUAGAAGAAGUUCCAUGUUUCGUUGCAGGUGAUGCUCGUGUAGAUGAGAACAUUGCUUUAACUUCAAUACACACUCUGUUUGUGAGAGAACACAACCGUCUGGCCCGUGCCCUGCGCAUACUCAACCCCCAGUGGAGCAGUGAAACACUUUACCAGGAGGCUCGCAAGAUCAUUGGUGCCUAUCACCAGAUCUUGGUGUUUAGAAACUACCUGCGACACAUUGUGGGUCCUGAAGCCAUGCAGAGGCAGCUGGGUCCCUACCCUGGCUAUGACCCCAAUGUUGAUCCAAGCAUUGCAAAUGUUUUUGCCACUGCUGCCUACCGUUUUGCCCAUGUGACCAUUCAGCCUCUCGUCUUCCGUCUGGAUGAAAACUUUAAUAACCAUCCACAGUUCCCCAGCAUCCCUCUCUUUGAGGCCUUCUUUACACCCUGGAGAGUUGUCUUCGAAGGUGGUAUUGAUCCUCUGAUCCGCGGCCUGGUUGGCAAGCCAGCCAAGCUGAAUCAACAGGACCACAUGCUGGUGGAUGCACUGAGGGAGAGGUUGUUUGCUUUCACCAGUCACAUUGCCAUGGACCUGGCAUCCCUUAACAUGCAAAGAAGCCGUGACCACGCCCUGCCAGGUUAUAAUGAAUGGCGGAAGUUCUGCAAGCUCUCCACACCUCAGAACGAAGCUGAGCUGGCCGUGGUGCUGAACAACACCGAUCUGGCAAGCAGACUGAUUACACACUACAAAACUCCUGCCAACAUUGAUGUCUGGUUGGCGGGUGUAGCUGAACCUUUUGUCCCAGGAGGCCGAGUCGGACCUCUCUUCUCCUGUCUCAUUGCAACCCAGUUCCAGAAGAUCCGUCAAGGCGACAGGCUCUGGUGGGAAAAUCGUGGGGUAUUCACCAAAAGUCAGAGGCAGUCAUUAGCCUCCGUGUCACUGGCUCGCAUCAUCUGUGACAACACAGGCGUCAGGAGAGUUCCUGUGGAUCCCUUCCUAUUUAACCCCAACAGAGCUGACUUUGUUGACUGCAACGACAUACCAGAUAUAGACCUCACUCCCUGGAUUGAGGCUGAUCCUGAUGCAGAACCGUUACCAGGACCCACAGGACCUAGAGGACCUGCAGGCGAACAGGGUCCCCCAGGGGCGCCUGGGAUAAGAGGGCCACCUGGACCCCCUGGCCCUGCUGCUAACGUCACAACCCAGCGAUCUGCCUUCUCUAUGCAGCUCGGGACCAUCUCCUCCUCCACCAGCCGAAACAGAGUUAUUUUUUUCCGUGAGACAAUCUUCAACAAUUUGAAUGAAUACAGAACCGAGACAGGCGAGUUCACCUGCAGUGUGCCUGGUGUAUAUGAGUUUGUCUUCUUCUUAACAUCAUCUCGGAGCGUGGGCAUUGUGACACUGCAGCGCAACCGUGCUGUGGUUCUGAGCAGCGUGGCAUCUCAGCAAAGUCCUGGCAGACUGACAUACAGCGGGCAGACAGUCCUGCAGUUAAACACAGGGGACAGUAUAAGGCUGGAGGCCAGUCUGGGUAGCAAUGGCCUUUCUACUGAUAGCUACUUCAAUGGACAUCUGAUUUUUACAUCCUGAAGGGGCCUCUGGUUUAAACUCAAUAUGUAAAUGCAUUUCAUACAUAGACACUCCCCUCAUACCUCAGCACAUAAUCAGCUUAACUAUUGCCAUUCCUGUAUGGCUUUCCUCUGAAGUUUCUACAUCCGCUUUCCUGUUUCCCUGCACUGAUAUAACAAAGCCUCAGCAACAGUCACCACAAAUCACUGUUACAUUUAUAACUGUUUUAUAUUACAAUGUCAAUUUUAUUUUGUGUAUGUGGUAGAAAAAUGUUUGAAGGCUGUUAUGCAAAAAUAAUAAAUUGUGCACAUUUGCUUAAUAGAAUUAAUGCUAUUUUUUUCAGUUGUACAUUUUCCAGGGAUGUGCUUACUUUUAUUUAAUCUUGUUUAUAAUCGCAAGU
Molecule: messenger RNA, 3156 nt
Organism: Pygocentrus nattereri (red-bellied piranha)
Lineage: Eukaryota; Metazoa; Chordata; Actinopteri; Characiformes; Serrasalmidae
Product: eosinophil peroxidase-like
Exons: 15
Coding region: 51-2777 (908 amino acids)
Biological process (GO): response to oxidative stress
Molecular function (GO): heme binding; protein binding; peroxidase activity
Source: RefSeq, a predicted model, not a curated record